This is a messenger RNA of Botrytis cinerea B05.10, 2916 nucleotides long. RefSeq names its product Bcrpn4 (gene Bcrpn4). Bases 294 to 2552 code for a protein of 752 amino acids. Gene Ontology annotation, cellular component: nucleus. Lineage: Eukaryota; Fungi; Ascomycota; Leotiomycetes; Helotiales; Sclerotiniaceae. The transcript has a single exon. The record is from RefSeq and is a predicted model, not a curated record. Gene Ontology annotation, biological process: regulation of transcription by RNA polymerase II.
GGAGAAUCGCAAAUUUGAUCUGCUGACCAGAUGAUCUGAUUAUACAUCACUUACAUCCGAUUGAUUAUUCUACAUCAUUCCAAGAGCUACGACGACUGCGACUACUAUCGGGGGACCAAAAAAGGUACCUCCUCAUUCCUCCCUCCCCUUCUCCAUAUUGAUCAAUCCUUUCCCGAGUACGAGUCGCAGAGGGCCGAGGUCGAAAUCGUUUUCCACAUAUAAACAUUCGCCACCUUAUUAAAGUCGAACUUUCUUACUAAAAGCCUUUCACAGAUCCUCAAAGCCAUAUCACUAUGUUAGCUCACAACUCAGCAUCGAGACGUCAGUUACCACAUCACCCCCAACAAGCAUCUUAUAAUCAGCACGGUUCCAUAUUUAAUCCUUCUCUGCCGCACCAACUGCCACAAUUACCUCAACAACCUCAAACCCCAUUACAACCACAACCACAACCACAAUCACAACCACCACCUCAGUCUCUGACGCCUUCAACAACACUGACACCACACUCCGCUUUCACCACAAACAAUCUCUCAAAUCCCAACAGCUUUGAUUUUGAAGGCGAUCAAAUUCUAUUCGACAUCCAACAACCAAUAUCAUUUGCCUCGAAUCGAUUUCAACAACAAGCUCCACUGCGACCUGCGGAAUAUUCCUCGGAUAGAAUAUUUCAAUUGCCAUCUCAUAUGCAACAGCCCAUCCAAUCGAAUAGUUUGAUGUCGAACGGACAAUUGACACCUACUUCGACUUCCAGGCAAAAUCAUCAUCGAGAAUCUUCACUGUCGUCAUUUGGAUCUCCAGCCGCCCCAGCUUCACCUUACGCACCGUCCACCUUGAAUCCUCAAGUCGCUGGCGAAUCAUAUCAUGAUUUUCAAGAUUUCCAUCCAACAGCACCGAAGACCUUGACACCAGCACACACUCCAUUACAAGAGAAUUUCUUCUCGUCUCAGUACACACAUCCAAACCAAUACCAAAAUCAGAAUAACCUUCCCUUCACAAUGCUUAAUGACGGCUUACCAAGACUGGCGGGUAACGAGCUGAUGUCGGCACCAGAGAUUUAUCACAGUCAAGUGUCGAGUAGGCCAUCGCUAGCAACGGUGGCGAGUAAUGACUCACCCUCAACGCCACCGGCCUGCGAGGAUGAAAGACAACAGUUCGGUAUGACUCCUAGUGUGGAUUCCUGGCUGAGCGAAUACUUACUUUCAUCCGAUUUCAAAGCUUCUCACAGAACUUCUCCACAUCAAAUGCCAAAACUCGACCGCACCAUGACAGAUGCUUACAAUGAUGAGCUAUUCAACCCCAACAUAUCUAUGAUUUCCGCUCCUUCCGCAGCUCCUGCCACAACUCAAACAACCUCGAAUUUGAGUAACGACAUAUUCACGCAAAGGUUACAAGCAGCAAACAACGGACACCUAAGCACUCAACGAGAAGCCUCAGUCUUGUCUCCUCGCGAACGUUCACCUUUUCAACCAGGCUCACCUUUAGCUCCUACCCCGGCAGGGUACAAUACCCACAAUAUGGGAUUUGGAACUGCAAAGCACAUGCGAGAACAACAAAAGGCCAAAGACGAUGCGUUAGCUAUGCAGGUACAGUACGAGAGGAGCAACCCAGGACAAGUCACUCCAAAAACCAUCUCGCCAAAAGAUGUCAACUUGGUGUACAACGAAACCGAGGAGGAUGCAAACAACCCAUUGUUUCCACCACCACGACCUGCGCAAUCAAAAGCGGGCUAUUGUCAGCAGCCAUCGAUUGACCCAGAGCCAUCCGAGUCGGAAGACAUGUCAUUAUCGCAACAAAGCUAUGCUAGCAUGGCUACAACUCGACGAGAGAGCUCGUCGGCAAUUUCUACAACCUCACAAAGCACCCCCACGCAGACUCGGUUCAAAUCGACAAGUCCUAUAAUUACUCGAGACAAUCUACGACAAAUACCACAACGUUACCCAUUCGUUCCAUCCACGCAAAGACAAGCAAGUAACAUGUCGAAUAUGUCGAAUAUUUCGAACAUUUCGAAUAUUUCGAACAUCUCCCAUGACUUUACACCAACCUUGGGAUCGAUGGAGUCUAGCAGCAGUGACUAUUCCCCCGAUCAAGAAAUCCAGAGGCCAAGCAAUACAUCAGCAGAUAGUGGAACAUACACAUGCACGUAUCAUGGAUGCACAAGAAGGUUCGAGACACCCCCCAAACUUCAAAAACACAAGCGGGAUGUUCACCGGAACUCGACAUCCUUGAUCAACAACAUGGGUGGGGAAAACCGGGGUGGUAUGACAUCAAUGGCGCAAAAGUUAAACAGUCAAAGUGGGCCUCACAAAUGCGAACGGAUCAACCCAUCGACGAACAAACCCUGCAACACCAUCUUCUCUCGUCCGUAUGAUCUGACACGACAUGAAGACACAAUUCACAAUGCCGGAAAGCAAAAGCUGCGAUGUAAAUACUGUACCGAGGAGAAGACGUUUAGUCGGAAUGAUGCUCUGACGCGACAUUUACGAGUUGUGCAUCCCGAAAUCCCGGCGACUCUCACGAAAGGAAAAAGAAGAGGACUAGGACUUAAUUCGGAAUAAGAGUACCGUCUAUUUUGAGAUGCUCUCCUCCUCCUUCCCCUUGAGGGAUUUGAUAAGCCAACAUGGACGUGGUGGAGCGAAAGGAAAGGAUAUGAUUGGAAGCAAUUAAUCAGCGAUUUAAUACCAAUUACCAAUAAUGGAACGAUUGGACACUCAAGAAUCAAGAAUCAAGUGAAGAAAGACAAUGUUCGAUCGCACCACCUCAGCCACAUCCACCUCGAUCACUCCACUUUAUUGGGUUUUCUGUCCGCUCCACUUUUAUUGGUUGGCUGUCGACUUCUCCCUCCCACCGCCCGACGGCCAUCAUAGCUACUCUCGUCCAUUACCAAUAUCAUCAUCAUCAUUAUGCUCCCGACGAUCUACA